Molecule: messenger RNA, 2226 nt
Organism: Carica papaya (papaya)
Lineage: Eukaryota; Viridiplantae; Streptophyta; Magnoliopsida; Brassicales; Caricaceae
Source: RefSeq, a predicted model, not a curated record
AUGAAAGACCUCGUCAUCAUCCUCGGCUCUUCCAUCGCCACUCCGCAACACCACCACCACCACACAACCAGGCCAAAACUAAGCUUCCAGUUACUAAGCUAUCUCCCUCCAAACCACCAUUGCCAUCCUCCUCUCNUCCAAUCUCGCGAAGAUGGCCGCCUUGAGGACUUCGCAUUGAUUGUGGAAACCCUGUUUUCAGGUGUCAGUGCGUCGCGUUUUGCAGGAUUGUUGAAUGCUGGGUUCCUAGCAAAGGGGAUUUCACGGAAUCUUCGAGAAGGGAAGGUUAGUAGUGUUGCCGAGACUAUGCGGAAAGUUGACCAGCUAGGGAUUGCUCCUCUGAAAAUGUUUGAUGGGUCAGCUAUGGAGCACAUGAGAAAAGAGUUUCGUCGAAUGGUCAAUUGCGGUGAAGUGGAGGAAACUGUUCGUCUGAUGGAGAUUCUGGCGGGUUUCCAAUUCAGAAUCAAAGAACUAGUGGAUCCUUACAACGUAGUAAAAAUUUGUGUUGACAAUUGCAAUGUAGAGAUGGCUAUAAGGUACGCAUGUCUUCUGCCACAUGCACAUAUAUUAUUCUGCCGGAUUAUACACGAAUUUGGAAAGAAAAGUGAUCUGGUCUCCGCUUUGACAGCCUUUGAAGCAUCCAAACAGAACUUGGAUGGCCCUAACAUGUACAUAUACCGCACAACAAUUGAUGCUUGUGGUCUCUGUGGUGACUAUAUGAAAUCUAGGUACAUAUAUGAGGACUUGCUCAAACAGAAUGUUGCACCAAACGUUUACGUUUUCAACUGUCUGAUGAAUGCCAAUGCCCAUGAUUUGGGAUAUACAUUAAAUGUAUACAAGAAUAUGCAAGAUCUUGGCGUUGCAUCAGACAUGACCUCUUAUAAUAUUCUUUUGAAGGCAUGUCGCCAUGCUGGAAGGGUUGAUCUGGCCCAGGAUAUUUAUAAGGAAGCAAAACGAUUGCAAUCUGCAGGAGGGCCAAAGUUGGAUGUGUUUACAUACUGCACGAUAAUAAAGGUUUUUUCAGAUGCUAGAUUGUGGCAAAUGGCAUUGAAAAUUAAAGAGGAUAUGCAAGAAGCUGGUUUGACUCCCAAUACCAUUACAUGGUCAUCAUUGAUAAGUGCCUGUGCCAAUGCAGGCCUUGUGGAGCAGGCAACUAAACUAUUUGAAGAGAUGCUCCAGGCUGGAUGUGAACCUAAUUCACAAUGUUGUAACAUCCUACUGCAUGCUUGUGUUGAGGCUUGCCAGUAUGACAGGGCUUUUCGUCUUUUCCUUGCUUGGAAGGGAGAUACUGUCCAGGAGACUUUAUGUCAAGAUUACAAGAGUAGCAAAGAUACCAUUUUAAGUUCAGUGCAAAAUACAACAAAUAAUCUUGCUACUAAGCUGAAUUAUACCUCUGAUUCACCAUUCUUAAGUUUUUCAAAGAAGUUUUCUUUUAUGCCUACAACUACCACAUAUAAUAUUUUGCUCAAGGCCUGUGGUACUGAUUUCUAUCGAGCAAAGGCUUUGAUGGAUGAGAUGAAGACCAUGGGCAUUUCCCCUAAUCACAUAAGCUGGUCAAUUUUGAUUGAUAUAUGCGGAGGUUCGGGCAAUGUAGAGGGUGCCAUCCAGACAUUGAAAACAAUGCAAUUGGCUGGAACCAAACCUGACGUUGUUACAUAUACAACAGCCAUCAAGGUUUGUGUUAAAAGCAAAAAUUUGAAGUUAGCCUUUUCAUUAUUCGAGGAAAUGAAAAGUUAUCAGAUACAACCAAAUCUGGUGACCUAUAACACACUUUUAAGAGCCCGUAGCAGGUAUGGUUCCUUACACGAAAUACAACGGUGCUUGGCAGUAUAUCAGGAACUGCGGAAAGCUGGACGCAUCUUCAAAGCAACAGUUCACUUUUUCUCUGUUGUUGCAAAGGUUGAGGCUCGGAUAGUUGUUCUUGCAGUUUUGCGAAUGGUCAAAGAGAACUAUGCCCAAGGGAAUAACAUAAAUGACGACAUGCUAAUCCUACUAGGAAUCAGUAAGAGAGAUAGCAACCCAGCCAACCAUGUAGCUGAUGUGAAAGAUACAGUAAUUAAACUGCUGCAUGAUCAACUGGGCCUCGAGGUUUUUCUGGACAAAACGUUAAGAAAGAACAGGUUACCAGUUGCGUCGGUAUCCUCUACCAGGAGACCUGCAAUUGUACAAAGGUUAAAGGUGACAAAGAAAUCAUUGCAUUUUUGGCUGCAAAGAAGAGAGUUUUAGAAG